Molecule: messenger RNA, 535 nt
Organism: Suillus plorans
Lineage: Eukaryota; Fungi; Basidiomycota; Agaricomycetes; Boletales; Suillaceae
Exons: 2
Coding region: 161-535 (124 amino acids)
Source: RefSeq, a predicted model, not a curated record
ACUAUUCGAUCGUUGCGCAAACAGUCGUUCAACAUUUUGGUUAUGUACGAGCUAGUUCUCUUUGCAGACUCCGUAAAGCAGAAUUAAUGGACCGCGGACCCGUUCGGCGGUAUUGUAUGCAAGAACACUUCCAUGGACAUCUAAACGCCCAGCGUCGCGCAUGGCCGUCGCCCACGCCAAAUUCAGAAAUGCACUCAGCAGUUUUGGAGUCUGGAGCCCCAGCUGCUUGAUCGCACAGCCGAGGUAUCCCGAAAGAUUACUUCACCUGUCUCUGUGUGUACGGAUGCGUCACUUUCGCAGCUUUGACAGGCCGCUAGGCAAAGAAUCUGGCCCUGCCAAUGCCGUGCUGCUGGAUAACGGCAAGAUGUCGAUAUGGCUUUUUUUAAGUGUGGAGAGUCGAUGGAAUCCUGUGCAAGAUUAUCGCAUAAUGCUGCGCCCCUGCAUUGAGCGGUCCGAGGUCCUCAUACAUAUGAUGUCUUAUACCGGCGCAGCAGGCAUCGACAACUCAAGAUUGAAGAAGUCUAUGACUCAGUAG